Colius striatus (speckled mousebird) is the source of this 1384-nucleotide messenger RNA. It is a transcript of the gene GALM, whose product is annotated as galactose mutarotase. Gene Ontology annotation, molecular function: aldose 1-epimerase activity; carbohydrate binding. Gene Ontology annotation, biological process: beta-D-galactose catabolic process via UDP-galactose, Leloir pathway; glucose metabolic process. The record is from RefSeq and is a predicted model, not a curated record. NCBI's taxonomy places the organism in Eukaryota, Metazoa, Chordata, Aves, Coliiformes, Coliidae. The coding region runs from base 145 to 1179 and encodes 344 amino acids. The transcript has 8 exons.
GGAGUAGCCAGUGCACGGCAUUAACUCCUCCCCACUCUGGAAAGCAAUCAUGUGAUUUUUAUGGUUCCUCUGCUCCCGGCCACCAUUGCUUCCUCCUGAGUGUCCUUCCCUGACUGCUGCCCGGGAGCCAGGCUUUGGGGAGCAAUGACAGAAGUGAAGAGAGAGGUGUUUGGGCAGAUGCCGCCGGAGCAAGGAGGAGGAGUGGUGGAAAAGUUCAUCUUAAAGUCAGACAGCGUGAAAGUGGAGAUCCUGUCCUUCGGGUGCAUAAUUGCUGCUCUGGAGACGAAAGGCAGGGAUGGGCAGUUUUCAGAUGUUGUCCUGGGCUUUGACACUUUGGAAGGUUACACCAGGAAACACCCCUUCUUUGGUGCUGUUGUGGGACGUGUUGCCAACAGGAUUGCAAAGGGGAGGUUCACCAUGGAGGGGAAGGAGUAUCAGCUCUUCAUCAACAAUGGGCCCAACAGCCUCCACGGAGGAGCCAGGGGAUUUGACAAGGUUCUCUGGAGCCCCCAGGUCCUUCCCAACGGUGUCUGCUUCUUCCGGCUCAGCCCCGACGGUGAGGAAGGUUACCCUGGGGACCUGAAGGUCUGGGUGACCUACACGCUCAGCGGUGGCGAGCUGGCCAUCAACUACAGAGCCCAGACCAGCAAGACCACCCCCAUCAGCCUGACAAACCACGCAUACUUCAACCUUGCAGGGCAGGGCUCACGGGAUAUCUACGACCACGAGAUUUCGAUUGAAGCAGAUUCCUACUUGCCUGUGGACGACACCAAGAUCCCCACGGGGGAGGUGGCUGCUGUGCAGGGCACCGGUUUCGAUCUCCGGCAGCCUGUGGAGCUGGGGAAGCACUUGCAGAAGUUUCGCCUGGACGGCUUUGACCACAACUUCUGCCUGCAGCAGGCACGGGCUCGACGCCUCGUGGCCAGGGCUCGCCACCCACCCACCGGCAGGGCCAUGGAGGUUCACACCACUCAGCCUGGCAUCCAGUUUUACACUGGGAACAACCUGGACGGCUCCCUGAAGGGCAAAGGUGCUGUCGUGUACCCCAAGCACUCAGCUUUCUGCCUGGAAACUCAGAGCUGGCCCGAUGCUGUCAAUAAGCCCCACUUCCCCAACACCCUGCUCCAUCCAGGUGAGGAAUACAACCACACCACAUGGCUCGUGUUCAACACAGCGUGAGGAACAGGGAUGCAGCCUCCUACCACUGUGUGGGGACUUGCACUUCUUUGAGGGCUUCCUGAUGGUGAACGACUGAAAGGAAAAGAAGCCACAGUUAACAUUUCAGCACGCAGCUGGGAUUCACAAAGACAGGGAAAAGCAACGGGAAGAGACCUAAACUACUCCAGCACUCUUUAUAAUAAACCAACCAAGCACUACUGACAAA